Molecule: messenger RNA, 894 nt
Organism: Zalophus californianus (California sea lion)
Lineage: Eukaryota; Metazoa; Chordata; Mammalia; Carnivora; Otariidae
Product: olfactory receptor 8D4
Biological process (GO): sensory perception of smell; G protein-coupled receptor signaling pathway
Cellular component (GO): membrane
Molecular function (GO): odorant binding; olfactory receptor activity
Source: RefSeq, a predicted model, not a curated record
AUGGGCAUCAGAAAUCAUUCCACAGUGACUGGGUUGCUUCUUUCAGGACUAAGCAACCAACCCUAGCUUCAGCUGCCUCUUUUCUGCCUCUUCUUAGGGAUUUAUGCAGUUACAGUGGUGGGAAAUCUCGGCAUGAUCUCAAUAACUGGCUUGAGUUCUCAACUCCACACCCAUUUCCUCAGUAGUUUGUCUUUUUUAGAUGUGUGCUAUUCUUCUGUUACUACCCCCAGAAUGUUGGCAGGCUUUUUACCCAGUGACAAAACUAUCUCCUUCUCUGGAUGUGUGACUCGGCUAUUUUUUUUCUGCAUUUUUGUCAUUUCCAAGUGCUACAUAUUAGCUGCCAUGGCCUACGAUCGCCUCCGCAGCCCCCUGCUCUACCAUGUCAUCAUGUCCCCUCGGGCCUGCUCUCUGCUGGUGGCUGCUGGCUUCUCAGUAGGAUUAACUGAUGCAAUGAUUCAUGGAGGUUGCAACUUAAGGCUGACUUUCUGUGGCCCAAACGUCAUUAAAUAUUAUUUCUGUGACAUCAUCCCACUUAUUCAACUCUCUUGUUCAAGCACUUAUAUUGAUGAGCUUUUGAUUUUCAUUGGUGGAUUUAACAUGGUAGCCACCAGCCUGACAAUCAUCAUUUCUUAAGGCUUCAUUCUCUCCAGCAUCCUCCGCAUCCACUCUGCCCAGGGCAGGUCCAAGGCCUUCAGCACCUGCAGCUCCCACUUGACAGCCGUUCUUAUAUUUUAUGGAACUCUCAUGUCCAUGUAUCUCAAACCUGCCUCCAGCAGUUCACUCAUCCAGGAGAAAGUGUCCUCGGUAUUUUACACCAUUAUGAUUCCCAUGUUGAAUCCCCUGAUAUACAGUCUGAGGAACAAGGAAGUGAAAUAUGCAUUCAGGAAACUCUUA